CCAGACCCCACGUGGAGCUGGCGCUGGGUCCAUUGAUCCUUUGGCCAAGCCUUUGCAAAGGAGGGAGGGCAGGCUUUUGCAAAAAGGGGGGGAUCAAAAAAGGGGGAUCGCAGAGUAAAAUUUAAAAAUAAAAAAGGGGGGGAUCGAGGAGGAGGCCCCCUCCCUGACCCUCCCAGAAACCUCUUUGGAUCCCCCCUCCUUUCCUGAAUUUGGGAGGGCGAGAGUUUGCCAGACCAAGAGGAACUGAAGUGACCAAACGGAAAUUGCAGUCCUAUGGUUUUGUUCCAAGGAUGUUCCCCCAAAACCGGCCUCCGGCUCACCUGCCGGCGCCACCUGUCGCCACCGCCGCCGCCGCUGUGGCUGCUGCAGCCGCCGCCGCUGCCAGUGUCGUUUCAACCACGCCACAGUCCUUGAAGCUGACUUACCCGGAGAUCCUGGACCGGAUCAAAGAGGAGUUCCAGUUUUUGCAAAACCAGUAUCACAGCUUAAAGCUGGAGUGCGAGAAAUUGGCGACGGAAAAAACGGAAAUCCAGCGCCAUUAUGUCAUGUAUUACGAAAUGUCCUAUGGGCUGAACAUUGAAAUGCACAAACAGACGGAGAUUGCCAAGCGACUCAACGUCAUCUGCGCCCAGCUCAUCCCUUUCCUCUCCCAGGAGCAUCAGCAGCAAGUGGUCCAGGCGGUGGAACGAGCGAAGCAGGUGACUAUGGCCGAACUGAACGUGGCGAUUGGGCAUCAGCUGCAGGCGCAGCAUCUUUCGCACCAUGCGCCCCCCAUCCCGCUGACCCCUCACCCCUCCGGCCUCCAGUCGGCCAGUCUGGCCACCUUUGGCGGAGCUUCAGGGCUUCUGGCCCUCUCCGGGGCAUUGGGUGCCCAGGCACAGCUGGUGGCAAAGGAUGAGCGAGGAGGGCUUCUGGACUCGGAUCACAGAGAGAGAGACCCGGGGCCCAGUUCCUUAGUGCUAUCGAAUGGCGAAAGGAUGCGCGCCAUUUCGGAGUAUCUGAACAGCAGCAAAAAGCGGAAAACGGAGGAGAAAGAGUAUGGCACCGACUACGGGAGUGAUGGAGACAAGAGUGAAGACAACUUGGUGGUCGAUGAGGACCCUUCUUCUCCGCACAGCGUCCACUCUUUCUCAUCUCGGGAGAACGGGGUCGAGAAGGUCCCUCUCCAGAGGAAAGAGAUGGCACCCCUGAGCCCAACCUCCAUGGCUUCGUCCGGCAGCGCCUCCCCACCCCGCUCCACCAAGGAUGUGAUCACGGUGGAGAAAGCGGUAACUCCCGGACUGAAAUCAAACACUCCAACUUCACAAGGCGAAGGUCCAACAGCGGGAUCUUCCGGUAGCGGCAGCAGCAGCAACAACAGCACGCCGCAGUUUCGUCCGGCGGUCGCAAAACAGAUGGUGGAAUCGCUCGCCUUGAGCCUCCGAAAUCCUCUCUCCGUCCAGAGCUCCUACCAGGCUGCUUUCAAUGUGGCCCAUGCGUCAGUCAAUGGUGAAAUGGCAGGUGCCAGUGCCUAUGCCAGCCUGCACCUCAUGAGUCCACAACUCAAUGGGGCAGCGGUUGUGGGCACCACUGGUUACGGGCGUUCCCCCCUGGUUGCCUAUGAUCCUCACUCUCACCUGCGGGUCCCAGCGCUCUCGGCAGGGAUGCAGACGGGGGUGCCUUCAGCAAAACCGGCAUAUUCCUUCCACGUGAGUGCAGACGGGCAAAUGCAGCCGGUCCCUUUCCCACCCGAUGCCCUGAUUGGCUCGGGUAUCCCUCGUCAUGCCCGCCAGCUCCACACGCUGACCCAUGGUGAGGUGGUGUGUGCCGUUACCAUCAGCAACUCGACCCAGCAUGUCUACACGGGUGGAAAAGGCUGCGUGAAGGUCUGGGACGUGGGGCAGCCGGGCACCAAGACCCCUGUUGCCCAACUGGACUGCUUGAAUCGAGAGAAUUACAUCCGUUCUUGCAAGCUUCUUCCCGACAGCCGCAGCCUAAUUGUGGGUGGGGAGGCCAGUACCCUUUCCAUUUGGGAUCUGGCAGCUCCCACCCCACGGAUCAAGGCGGAACUGACCUCUUCGGCCCCAGCUUGCUACGCUUUGGCCAUCAGUCCGGAUGCCAAAGUCUGCUUUUCCUGUUGCAGUGACGGCAACAUCGUGGUGUGGGAUCUCCAGAACCAGACACUUGUGAGGCAGUUCCAGGGUCACACCGACGGAGCCAGCUGUAUUGAUAUCUCCAACGAUGGCACCAAACUCUGGACGGGGGGCUUGGACAAUACCGUUCGGUGUUGGGACCUGCGGGAAGGACGGCAGCUUCAGCAACACGACUUCAGCUCACAGAUCUUCUCCCUCGGUUACUGCCCCACAGGUGAGUGGCUGGCGGUUGGUAUGGAGAGCAGCAAUGUUGAGAUCUUGCAUGUGACCAAGCCUGAGAAGUACCAGCUUCACCUCCACGAGAGUUGCGUUCUCUCCCUAAAGUUCGCCUCCUGUGGGAAAUGGUUCGUAAGCACUGGGAAGGACAAUUUAUUGAAUGCCUGGAGGACACCCUAUGGAGCCAGUAUCUUCCAGUCAAAGGAGUCCUCUUCCGUCCUCAGUUGUGAUGUUUCUACGGAUGACCAGUUCAUUGUCACCGGCUCCGGGGACAAGAAGGCCUCUGUCUACGAAGUCAUGUACUGAGCAGCUGGAUUGGCACCCAGGUCAAAACCGAAUCUGGGCGAAGGGACUUGAAAAACUUCCCCUUUGCAACACCCUCCACCCCCAGGUUUCUUUUCAGCCAAAGAAUCCAUACAAUCAGAAGCAAAAACCAUUGCAAAGAAGGUUGGAAGUGUUUUCUUCAGAGGCCUGCUUCUCAUUUUUGCUAACCGAGGGAAGGGGGGGAUUGCCGAAGGAAGAGAGGACUCUUGACUGCUCCUCCGUUGUAUUUUUUCCCCAGGGCGAGGGGAGCGGAGGCUUUGUCUCUUUGGCGUGGGCGUGUGUGCGUGUGUGUGCGUGUACAAAUCUUAAACUCCUCAAAGCAGUUUUUCAUGUGGUUUUCUUUUCUUUUCUUUUUUGUAAUCUUUAAAUAAAAAGUACAGGGGGUGUCCGGCAUUGGCACCGUCCUGA
Messenger RNA from Sceloporus undulatus (fence lizard), 3080 nucleotides. RefSeq names its product transducin-like enhancer protein 1. Gene Ontology annotation, biological process: negative regulation of canonical Wnt signaling pathway; regulation of DNA-templated transcription. The coding region runs from base 291 to 2654 and encodes 787 amino acids. Gene Ontology annotation, molecular function: transcription corepressor activity; protein binding. The transcript has 21 exons. Gene Ontology annotation, cellular component: transcription regulator complex; nucleus. The record is from RefSeq and is a predicted model, not a curated record. NCBI's taxonomy places the organism in Eukaryota, Metazoa, Chordata, Lepidosauria, Squamata, Phrynosomatidae.